Molecule: messenger RNA, 2049 nt
Organism: Callorhinchus milii (elephant shark)
Lineage: Eukaryota; Metazoa; Chordata; Chondrichthyes; Chimaeriformes; Callorhinchidae
Gene: prpf38a
Product: pre-mRNA processing factor 38A
Cellular component (GO): precatalytic spliceosome
Source: RefSeq, marked provisional
GUGUGGCGGAGGCGGAGGCGGUGUGUGGCGGCGGUGGGAGUCAGUCGGGGAUAUGGCGAACAGGACCGUGAAGGACGCGCACAGUAUUCACGGCACUAACCCGCAGUACCUGAUCGAGAAGAUCAUCAGAACCCGCAUUUACGAGUCAAAAUACUGGAAAGAGGAGUGUUUUGGACUGACAGCUGAGCUGGUUGUGGACAAAGCCAUGGAGCUGAGGUUCAUUGGUGGGGUGUAUGGGGGCAACAUCAAGCCUUCGCCGUUUCUUUGUCUAACCCUGAAGAUGCUCCAGAUACAACCUGAAAAGGAUAUCAUUGUAGAGUUUAUAAAGAAUGAAGAUUUCAAGUACGUCCGGCUGCUCGGUGCCCUGUACAUGCGACUGACUGGUUCAGCCACUGAUUGUUAUAAAUAUCUCGAGCCACUGUACAACGACUAUCGGAAGGUGAAACGUCAGAGCAGAGAUGGAGAGUUUGAAUUGAUUCACGUGGAUGAAUUUAUGGAUGAAUUGCUGCAUGAAGAGAGAGUCUGUGAUAUCAUCCUACCUCGACUUCAGAAACGUUACGUGCUGGAAGAAGCUGAGCUGCUAGACACGCGGGUCAGUGCGUUGGAGGAAGAUAUGGACGAUGUGGACACGAGUGAGGAUGAAGAUGAGGAUGAUAAUGACAAGAAUGAUCGAGCACCAACGCCAGAGCCUCCGCGGAGGGGCUACCGGGACCUCGACAGACCUCGGAGAUCUCCCUCACCGCGGUACAGGAGGAGUCGCAGCAAAACACCCAGGCGACGAAGCAGGUCCCCCAAGAGAAGGAGGGAAAGGCAUCGCAGCAAGAGCCCUCGACGCCAUCGCAGCCGAUCCAGAGAUCGUCGUCACAGAUCAAGAUCCAAGUCUCCAGGUCACCAUAGAAGCCAUAGACACAGAAGUCAUUCCAAAUCUCCCGAUAGACCGAAAAAGAGUCACAAGAAAAGCCGCAGAGGGAACGAGUGAAUUUGAAGAUCUGCCAUCUGAGAUAAAACUGCAAUGUGCAACUGCAACGGUGUAUGUUGUCAGUUUGUUUUGUAUUUGAGAGUUUUCUCAUUCCAGAAUCCUAUUUGUUUAAAAAAAACUUUUGAAAUGAAAAUAUUAUGGCAGAAAUCUUCUCAAUCCUUUCUUCCUCACUCUUGACAGGACAGGCAGUGGGUGGGGAGGGAGCAAAGGGGAACAGAUUGUUCAUAGUUUUAUAUGAUUUUACAAGUAUUUCAAUUGUCAAGAAUAAAGUAUUCCCCUUGAUCUUAAAUAUGGGAUUGUCAAAUGUGGAUUAAUUCAUUGUUUUUGAUUUGCUUUUUGAAUAACAUCAUUGAUGAAGUGUUAAGAUGGAAAGAUGUGGAAAUCCCCUUUUGAUAAAGUGGCACCAAACCAUGCAGAACAAUAUCAAUUCUAGUCUAUGCAGUCAGCUGGGGCAAGAGUUAGUCUUGUUCCCAGGUUUACUUGAUGGGUGAGGGGGGGAAUCAGUUAGUUCCAAUCAGAGAUGCUGUGGUAAAUCCUGUGAAACACUUUUAACACAUUUCAUUGAUGUGUCAAAGUGUUAUAUCAAUUGCAAGGAUUAUUAAAAGAUCACAAUGCAACAUCUAAGAUGAUGACCUUAUAUAAUCCUUGCAUUUGAUUAUAGCGCCUUAUCACAUUGUUGAGACAUCUCGAAGCGCUUCAACCCAUCUUCCACCCAAGCUGCUCGGAAUCCGGGGAUGGUUACCAACAGGUCAUCGUUGGGCUGUUAGCUUUGAGGCCUUUGAAUUGUAUCCAGGAUUACUGUACUGCGGAGGACAGGGGGCUUACCCUUCCUCCAGCUGCCCUUGGACAGAACAUUUACACCAUCUUCACUACCAUGGCCUUACUUGGACCAGGGAAAUGUCACUGGUGGAAAAUGUUAUCAAUACUUAUACAUUUGUAAGAGAAAAUAUUCUAAAUGAUAUGCACAUGUUUCCCAAGCAUCUAUACACCACUUUGGUCCAAUGAUUUUCCUCCCUUCAGGGAGAUUGUGGUGACAAUAUUAAACAGAAGCAACAAUAAAUAUUACCAGC